This is a messenger RNA of Echinococcus granulosus, 1347 nucleotides long. Its product is annotated as Tubulin epsilon chain. The record is from RefSeq and is a predicted model, not a curated record. Lineage: Eukaryota; Metazoa; Platyhelminthes; Cestoda; Cyclophyllidea; Taeniidae. The transcript has 8 exons. Gene Ontology annotation, biological process: microtubule cytoskeleton organization; mitotic cell cycle. Gene Ontology annotation, cellular component: microtubule; cytoplasm. The coding region runs from base 1 to 1347 and encodes 448 amino acids. Gene Ontology annotation, molecular function: structural constituent of cytoskeleton; GTP binding.
AUGCAACCAGAGCAGUUCCUUGAGCGUAGUAGGCGAUAUAUUGGUCAAUGCGGAAAUCAAAUUGGUCACCGUUUUUGGGAUCUGGUACUGAGGGAGUAUGCUGCCGUGAAUAAAUCAGUACUAGUGGACAUGGAAGAAGGUGUUGUAAAAAGCCUGCUUCGCAGUCAAAUUGGGAGUCUUUUUGACGUUUCUUAUCUUAUCACAGACUUCCCCGGAUCGGCAAAUAACUGGGCCGUUGGCUAUUAUGAGCAUGGACAAAAGCACAACGAUGAAAUUGUUGAAGCUGUUCGGCGCAGUGCCGAGCUAUGUGACUGCCUUCAGUGCUUCUUUAUCCUUCAUUCGAUGGGUGGUGGUACGGGAUCUGGGUUGGGCAGUUACAUAACCGGUCUGCUGGCAGAUAAUUUCCCAGAGGUUUACAAAAUCGUUACUGCCGUUUUCCCCUCCCUCAAUGACGACGUUAUCACAUCUCCAUAUAACACAGCCUUAGCCAUUGCCAAGCUAACCGAACUGGCAGACUGUGUUAUUUCUGUUGAAAAUGAAGCUCUUGCGAAGAUUGUAAACAAAAUUCAUAAGGAGCUGGAAGUGAGUAAGGAAAAAAAUGAAGUUGGAGUAGGGAGUGUGAUCUGUGGUAAAGGUGGUGUCGUCGGUGGUAGGGCAAGGGCGUUCGAUGAAAUGAACAACAUUGUUGCCAAUAUGCUUCUCAAUCUUACCAGCUCCGCAAGAUUUCCAGGGACGAUGAAUGUUGACCUAAACGAAAUAAGUAUGAAUUUGCUUCCCUUUCCUCGUCUUCACUAUCUCAUCGCAGCUCAAAGUCCAUUUGCAUCGUACAGAAGCAUUUCAGCCCCGAGAAACAUCGACCAGAUCUACCAGGAUGUCUAUUCCCGUGACUACCAGCUGAUCUGCACCAAUCCACGUGAGCACACUUUCUUGGCGACUUCACUCCUCCUCCGUGGCCACGGCUUCGCCUCCGACCUCCGUCGCAAUAUCGAUCGAUUACAGGAGCGAUUACGUUUUGUGGCAUGGAACCGUGAGGGCUGGAAGGUGGGUCACUGCGCGGUACCGCCGGUAGGUCAGCAAUCGGCGCUCCUUGCGCUCUCCAAUUCCACUGCCAUUGCUGUGCCAUUCACCUCGGUGCUCAACCGUCUGCGCAUACUGUUCCGCAAGAGGGCGCAUCUCCACCACUACCUUGCCGUCACCGGCUUUGAGGCAUCGUCUGCUCUCGAGAGCGCUGCUGAAAGCCUAAACAACCUUAUUGGUGCCUACGAGUUCUUCAAUGCCCCAAAUUCCCUGGAUGCAUCAAGUUGUGGGAAGAACGGUGAUGUGCCGACAAUCAAAAUUGCUGAUUGA